This is a messenger RNA of Mycena indigotica, 960 nucleotides long. RefSeq names its product ANK-REP-REGION domain-containing protein. NCBI's taxonomy places the organism in Eukaryota, Fungi, Basidiomycota, Agaricomycetes, Agaricales, Mycenaceae. Gene Ontology annotation, molecular function: protein binding. The record is from RefSeq and is a predicted model, not a curated record. The transcript has a single exon. Bases 1 to 960 code for a protein of 319 amino acids.
AUGCCUCCGAGACUCCCCCACGAGCUCUGUGAUCUCAUAGUCGACUUCCUUCAUGCAGAUACCGCCGCUCUCGGCCGUUGCGCUUUGGUCUGUCGAGGGUGGAUCGCUACGAGUCGAUAUCAUCUAUUUGCUCACAUUGACAUGUCCCCCUCAACCGGGAGAAGGAGCAUAUCACGAGCAGUGACGUUACUCAACGACCUGCUUGCAUCCAGUCAUUCGACACUUCCCCUAUCUAUCCGCAACCUCGAGUUCUACAACAACCCGGAUUCAGACAGUGACCACUUCUCACUCUCUCCCCUCUGUGUUGUACUCCCAAAAAUUGUUCAACUGCGCCAUCUGAAGGAGUUAUCUUUGUCCGAGCUCCCAUUUCAGGUCUUAUCCGCCUUACCCCGGCUCGAAACGCUCAGAUUGUAUGGUAUUACGGCGGGACGGGGACUGCUGCGUCUGGGGAAAUGUGCACCAUCCUUGCGUUUCCUCGCUUUCGACUCCGUUUACGCCGUUCCACACGUAAACUUUACCAUGGAAACCUGCAUUCGGCCUACCAUUGCCCUCAGCACCAUCCAUAUCCGACGCUCGUCAAUCGUUUUUCUCCCUUGGCUACUCCUCGUAUCCCCCACUCGCUUGCGUGUUUUGGACAUUGACGAGUUUGCACCGGCUGAGAUUCCCGCUCUCAUUGGCUAUUUAAGCCGUCCUCCGGGCCCUCCAGAGCAUCUUCGGCUUGCACUCCAAGUGGAAUGCCGCAUAACUGAAGAUGAUGUCUGUCUUUGGGAGAGAUUGGCUGACGCUCUGGGAGACGAUACGCGGCUGGAUGUGAUUGUUAUUGCUGGCGAAGAUGCUCCCCUCGAUGAUAAAAGUCAACACCAUUUCUUGUGGUCAUCCUUCCCUCUUCUGGCUCGAUUAAACCUGUUGACGCUUGUUUCACGCCAGCCACCGUCUACUCAAGUUGAUGCGCAAGUUUAA